This is a messenger RNA of Chelmon rostratus (copperband butterflyfish), 2907 nucleotides long. It is a transcript of the gene tcf7l2, whose product is annotated as transcription factor 7 like 2. Gene Ontology annotation, cellular component: beta-catenin-TCF complex; catenin-TCF7L2 complex. NCBI's taxonomy places the organism in Eukaryota, Metazoa, Chordata, Actinopteri, Chaetodontiformes, Chaetodontidae. Bases 337 to 2256 code for a protein of 639 amino acids. The transcript has 15 exons. The record is from RefSeq and is a predicted model, not a curated record. Gene Ontology annotation, molecular function: RNA polymerase II cis-regulatory region sequence-specific DNA binding; DNA-binding transcription factor activity, RNA polymerase II-specific. Gene Ontology annotation, biological process: regulation of transcription by RNA polymerase II; canonical Wnt signaling pathway.
UGUGUGUUUCUCCCUGUCAAUAAUCCUGAAUCCAGACUCUCUCUAUUUCCAUCCCUCUCUAUCUGUCAAUCAGCGCCGCCUUUGAACUGAAAACCACUCCGACCAACUUCAACUCACUCAAUCCGAGCGGCUCGGCUCCUUCUCCGGCUUCCUUUUUCUGCCAAGAUUCCCUUCUUUUUUAGUUUUGUACCAACCGCCAGAGCUUUGGAAAACGCCAAUACAGACCCCAAACUUAAACUCGGACUUUCUAGAUCGCCGAGAUCAAGGGUUUAAAACUUCGUGUUUUGCCCCCCCCUCCCCACGCAAAAAAACAGAGAAAUUUUCUGCUCGGGAAAAAUGCCGCAGCUCAACGGCGGUGGAGGGGACGAUCUGGGUGCAAACGAUGAAAUGAUUUCCUUCAAAGACGAAGGGGAGCAGGAAGAGAAAAUUUCGGAGAACUCCUCGGCAGAAAGGGAUUUAGCCGAUGUCAAAUCUUCGCUUGUAAACGAGUCGGAAACGAAUCAGAACAGCUCGUCGGACUCGGAGGCGGAAAGACGGCCUGCGCCUAGAUCUGAAACUUUCAGAGACAAAACAAGAGAAAGUUUAGAGGAGGCUGCGAAAAGGCAAGAUGGAGGGCUGUUCAAGAGCCCACCGUACCCGGGCUAUCCAUUUAUAAUGAUCCCCGAUCUCACAAGCCCCUACCUUCCCAAUGGAUCACUUUCUCCAACAGCACGCACAUACCUACAGAUGAAAUGGCCCCUGCUAGAUGUUCAACCAGGAGGUCUUCAAAGUAGACAAGCACUUAAAGAUGCCAGGUCCCCGUCACCGGCACACAUCGUUGGGCCCUUCUGCUGGGAAUUCCCCGGACAGUCAGAUCUGAGCCUUCACCAAUUUCAUUUGUCUAAUAAGGUUCCAGUGGUACAGCACCCUCACCAUGUGCACCCUCUCACGCCUCUGAUCACCUACAGCAAUGAGCACUUCACACCGGGGAACCCCCCACCUCACCUACAGACAGACGUGGAUCCCAAAACAGGAAUUCCAAGGCCUCCACAUCCUCCAGAUAUAUCUCCUUAUUACCCACUGUCACCUGGCACUGUCGGCCAGAUCCCCCAUCCGCUAGGAUGGUUAGUACCACAGCAAGGUCAACCUGUUUAUCCAAUCACAACAGGGGGUUUUAGACACCCCUACCCAACUGCGCUCACUGUCAACGCAUCCAUGUCAAGUCUUCUGUCCUCUAGGUUCCCCCCACACAUGGUGCCCCCUCACCACAGUUUGCACACCACGGGCAUCCCUCACCCAGCCAUCGUCACACCCAACGUCAAGCAGGAAUCCUCCCACAGCGACAUCAGCUCUCUCAACAGCUCGAAACAGUCGGACGCUAAAAAGGAGGAGGAGAAGAAGAAGCAGGUCCACAUAAAGAAACCUCUGAACGCCUUCAUGCUCUACAUGAAGGAGAUGCGGGCCAAGGUGGUGGCUGAGUGCACGCUGAAGGAAAGUGCUGCCAUCAACCAGAUCCUGGGGCGGAGGUGGCACGCCCUAUCGCGGGAGGAGCAGGCCAAGUACUACGAGCUGGCCAGGAAAGAGCGACAGCUCCACAUGCAGCUGUACCCAGGCUGGUCAGCACGAGACAACUAUGCGGCUAACCAACAGGGGAAAAGGAAGAAGAGAAAAAGGGAAAAGCAGCAAGCAGAGAGCAAUGAACACAGAGAAUAUUUUCCAAACCCUUGCCUUUCACUCCCUCCGAUUACAGAUGCAAAUACCCCAAAGAAGUGUCGUGCCUUGUUCGGGCUUGACCAGCUGAGUUUAUGGUGCAAACCAUGCAGGAGAAAAAAAAAGUGCAUUCGCUACAUCCAAGGUGAAGGCAGCUGUGCCAGUCCUCCCUCUACGGACGGAAGCAUACUAGACUCCCCCCCAUCCUCCCCCUCCUCAGUGGUUCCCUCCCCCUCCUCAAAAGAGUCCAAACCUCAGACUGAACAAAUGCAACCUCUCUCACUGACUAUGAAACCGGCCCACCAGCCACUCCACCACCCGCACCUCCUGGCUGGGCCUCCACCAUCUUUGGUUCAGCUGGAAAACUCUGCUGCAGCUAGCAAAACGCCCGGCGCCUCCUCCCACAACGGAGCCCUGGAGCACGGCGACGUCUCGUCCUCGCGGCAGCCGGGCUCCUCUGUGGUGCCCUCAAUGGCCCGGCCCUCGGCAUCGCUGUGUCAUUCCCACUCGCUCCUCCCCUCCGCGGCCCCUCAGCCUCUGUCGCUAGUGACCAAGUCUAUAGAAUAGUCUACCCUAUUCUUCUCCUCUUUUCUAGCUCUGCACACACACACCUUUCUAGGCCCUCCCUCUGCUAUAUUUCACUUGCCGUCAGUUCUUUUCUCUUUAUGUUUCUGUGCCAUAAGGCUUUGAAAUUUUAGUUCUUGUUUUAUUAAAGUUCAUUGGUCAAUAUUUGACCCAUCAUUAUCAAAAAAUCUAAUUAUUAUAAAGAAAUGAUACAAUGAGCUGUAGUAUAGCUUUGUGAAUCUGCCAAAAUUUUUAUGAAUUUUGUUUUGUCUUUUUUGUAGUGUUAAACAGUGCAAACAGAAAAAUUAUCUAGUUCAACUUCAAAAUGUUUAAAAGACGGAUAUAAAAAGGUAGGCUAGAUUAUUCAGUGAGCCCUUUUCUUGAAAGAGUUGGUUCUCCUUCUUUAUUUGUAUUAAAUACGAGCUUGCGAACCAAUCAUUUGACAUCUGUUCAAACUCUAGGAGGGCAUGAGGCUAGCGGUGACACCUCUCUGAGGAACAACUUUAAUUGUGAUGUUACUUGUUCUUGUUUAAAUGUACAGAAUAAUGGGGAGGGGGGGGAUUACUGUGUUAAAUAUGCAUUCUUCCACUGCGUUGUCUUUUUUCUUUGUUGUUUACCUUUGGGGUGGAGUCAGGCAAGUUGGGUGGGCUUGAG